Messenger RNA from Daphnia pulicaria, 4590 nucleotides. RefSeq names its product inactive pancreatic lipase-related protein 1-like. The transcript has 10 exons. Gene Ontology annotation, biological process: lipid metabolic process. Lineage: Eukaryota; Metazoa; Arthropoda; Branchiopoda; Diplostraca; Daphniidae. Gene Ontology annotation, molecular function: lipase activity. Bases 2824 to 3873 code for a protein of 349 amino acids. The record is from RefSeq and is a predicted model, not a curated record.
CUUCAAGGGCUUCCAUUCCAAAUCCAUCAUGGCCGACACUACAGAGUACAGACAUUUUCUAGCAUUCAAAGAGUAACAUCAUAGCACGCUAUCAGAAAGAUUUCCUUGAUACAAAUUAGUGUUCUUCCCAAUCGUACCCACUUUUAAAAUUAUUCAGAGAAUCUGGUUCGACCAAUCAACAAUUUAAAAUCGGAAUACAAAUCCUGGUUUUUGUGAUUUAACGUUUUUCAAUCGACAUUCAUCGACAUUUCAAAAAGGAAUGGCUGUAUCACAGAAAGUUUCGAACGUUAUCAUACCAAUUGCGGACAAAAAAUUGGCUUCCGUUUCCAUGUCUCACCUUGUUGAUUGUGGUUAUUUCUGCAAAGACUUGAUUGUUGAUGUAUUUGUUGCUGUGGAACCGUGGCAUUCUCAGAAGUACAGCACUAUUUUGGGACAAAACAAAACCUUCCAUUAAAUUGAUAAGAUAUUUCCAUGGAUUACAUUAGAGGCCCUGAUGCCCGUUUCAGGGUUCCAUCAUUCAAUGGAUGUGUGAAAUCAGCCUCCAGUAGGCCUAACAGAAUGUUGUCUCUAAACAACUAUGGGUUUGAUGACUUAACAUUUCAUGUGAAAAAAGGAUUGGAUCCUGGUACAAAGCUCUUUCAGGCUCCACCUUUUGUUGUUGGCGGUUUUGUUGGCAGCAAAAGUUGUGAACAAAAAAGUAUAUGUAUAUCGUUUAAUUUCAAGGAUAUGUUUGAAAGUUUAAUGGACACAGUGAUACCUAAUGUCAAAUCAUCUAAUCAUACUCAAACUAAACUAUUUGGUGAAAAGUAUUGUCAGAAACAGACAGUGACUAUUCCUAAUAGUUGUGCGAAAACGAAAACAUCGCCAAGUAAAAGUGAAUAUCUACCACCAAACGUAGUGAUAUCGUCCCCCGCAGUGACGCAAGCCGUAUCUGUUUCAUCACCUACUAUGCCGAAUCAGCAAGAAAAUCAACUGAGUCCUGCCCCUUGCCGGACCGUUAGUGAAAGCUCGGAAAGCAGUUGGGCUAGUGUGAGUCCGGAAGCGAAUCAAGAUGUGCUCUUAUCUAAUCCAUGGCUGAGAAACAUUGUGGUUUGUGUUGGCGACAGCGACGAUUCUGAUGAAUCUGACUCAGAUUGGGACUGCGUCGAGGAUUUCCAAAGCGAAAACGGCGAAGUUAUUAGUGACUUUAAAUGGAACGGUGAUUCACUAUCUCCAAUUUCGUCACCCGUUAGUCAGACGCCCCCAGUGCCUGCUGCUGCCUUGGACGACUACGACAGCGACGAGAGUGAUGGUGUGUUGAUCUCUUGCGGAAGCGGGUACGUUUUUGACGAUGAGGAGGAAGCCAGAGAACGCAAACUGUCUGAGGAGCGUAUCCAGGAUGCUAAUCGCAGAUGGGAUCGAAAUUUGUCGACAGCUGUCGACGAAACGGACGGAAUUCGGAAAACCAGUCGAUCCAAGCAGGUUCAUUUCCCUGUCGAUAGCAAACUCACUCGCAUCCGUCCAAUGCUCACCUGGACCCACGCUCAUCGAGCUGCCCGUAAAGGGGAUUGGGAGAGGUUUGCUCGUGAUGCAGACCGAUUCCGGGAAAGAAUUGACUCUACUGCUGCCAUUCUAGCCCCUAUUCUCGAUCCAUCGCAUCGCGAUCGUGUUCGCCGGAGAAACCUAAAAUACGAUGCCGAUCAUUCAGACGCGAGCCAUUUGAAAUGAAUGUUGGCGUUGUAAGGUAUCUCCCGAUGCUGCACAUAUAUCUAAUAUUAAAACUCGAACAGCAAUUGUACAUUUCUUAUUUCCUUUACGAAAAAUUGAAAUAUGCAAUUCUUGUAUUAUUAUGUGUAGGACCAUUUUUGGAAUUUGAUUCCAACCCCAUUCAGAUUCCUAAUGUUUCUACGCAUCUUGAAAACCCCGCACUCUUAUGAAACAAACUAAACAUGUUAUGGAAUUUCUUCACCUUCCGAAUUUAGCUUCUGUAAUAGAGAAAAAGAAAAAAACAAGUAUCAGAAAAAAAAAAUACGAAAAAACCUGUAUUUAUUUCAAAUGUUUUCCAUUUGGGUCAAAUCAUCUAAACCUUGACCUUAAUGAUUCUCCUUUUUCUAGAUUUGUGAUUCCCAAGUGAUUUGUCAAAAGGUCUGUCGAUUUCAAAAUUUGAAACUUGUUUGGAAUGAAGACCCAUGAGAGGGAGGCGGUUCCUUUUAGAUUGGACCGUUAUUGACAAAAAAAAAAAAGAGAAGAAAACAGUUAUUCCCAUUUUGGUCGUUUGUUCUGGUGUUCUUCUCUCACUCUUUUUAUUUCUUAUCCAACCCCAGACAGAUGGUUUUUGAAUGCAUUUCUAGCAUGAGGGGAAUUACGUACGAAGAAGUGCACGCACCUGACGCCAAAACUACUUCUCAAGGUUUUUAGUGUUUUUUGCUCCCUCUUCAUUACGCGUCGUUUUAACGGCACGCAGGAAGGUGCCGAGUGAGUUCUGGUUGGGAGGACUAGGGAAAAAGAGCCGCUAGUGUGGAUGCGUGCCCACCUGAGGCCACUCGACUACUGCCUAGGUACGGAGAGAAAAGAGCGGGCCGUGUGUUAGAGGUUCAGUCUUGUCUCGCCAGUCGUUCUCGAUGGCCGUGUAUCGAAACAGCUGAAGAAAAAUCAUCGAAAGAGAGGGAAGCUCACCGGUUCAUCUGGUUGAUGCCCUCCGCUCUUUCUCUCACCCUACACCCUAUAUCCCCAAGAACGACAAGGACGUCCUCUCAUCACUUUUUAUAUAUGUAUCGGAUUAUUCGACGGCUUUCUUGGGUGUGUGUGUGUACCUGUGUACGGCGAUUCUUCGUUGCUCUGUGAAUGGUUCUACUCGGAUUUAUUUGGGCCAUAUGGUCCGGAUUACAGGUUACUUUUUUAGCGUUACGUGGCCAAGUCAACCCAGCUACCAGCAUUUUUUUCGUUCCUGAUUCUGAUGGCUGGGUCUAUUAUCCUGCCGUGAUGGAUGACCCAUCAAUGGAUCUUCGACCCUCACUCACUCGACGCAACAUUCGCUUUUUCCUCUGGACCAGACAAAAUGCACACGUGGCCCGCGAGCUCUUUGUCGACGAGCCUCGGCUCCUCCAACUGUCCACUUAUUCGCCGGCCAGGUACACCAAGAUACUCUUCCACGGGUUUACUAACGACGUUGUGUCGGAGUUUGUCAUCCAGACGCGCAACGCGUACCUGUCAGUUGGGGACUACAACGUCAUUGGGGUGGAUUGGAGUGAAUUGGCCCGAGCUCCGUUCUACAACUCUGCAGCAACUAACACACGUGACGUUGGCAAAGCAGCUGCCGGUCUGGUGGAUUUCCUCGUUAAAGAAGGGACGCCCAUCAACUACAUUCACUUGCUGGGAUUCAGUCUGGGUGCUCACGCUGCCGGAUGGGCUGGAGCAAGUCUCAAAGUCGGUACACUGCCGCGAAUAACUGCGUUUGAUCCGGCGUACCCUGGAUUCGAUGGGCCUAAUGCCCGACGUCGGUUGACCAAGUCGGACGCCAAAUUUGUCGACGUCAUUCACACGAACGCUCGCACCGGCCUCAGUAAUGCGGUCGGCAUUGAAACGCCUUUGGGACACGCCGAUUUCUAUCCCAACGGUGGCUCCCGGAUGCCUGGUUGUAUCGGUUUCUCUUUUCAAACAAACAAAUGCAGUCACGUGCGAUCCAGGCAGUACUUUGUGGAAUCGAUCGUCCAGCCAUACGCUUUCGCUGCAGUACCUUGCUCGUCGUACAAAGAAUUUUUGAAGGGAAGUUGCGGUAAUUGCAGCACCAAUUCCACGACGAAAUGUGUCUACAUGGGUGAAUAUCUCACAACAAGUGCUUCCGGGUUGUAUUAUCUAAGGACGCGGUCCUUUCGGCCUUACUCGCUGGACUAACGCAGCCCAUGAGAGGAGAGACGACGAACGGUUUUUUUUCCCCUUUUUUUUCCUAUUAUUUCAUUUUUUUUCCCGUUUACACUUUCACACAUUCACGCAUUUUGUUAUUCUAGUCAUUGACCAUGUUAGUAAUCUCUCUUCUUUUUUUCCUAUUUUUAUCUUUUUUUUUUUCUUUCACCGCUGUCAUCCGAGCAGAAAGCAUUCGGUGACGUAGUGGGGGGCCGUUUGCGCACGUCUGCGUUUCGUUUGCUACUUUUUUUUUUCUACUCAUCUUUUCUUUCUCCCGCAAGUGAAGUGUUCGUUUUUUUUCCGAAUCCAUUCAGGGCUCCCGUUUUGCCAUGUCGACGACUGCUCUCCGCACUCUCUAUUUUUAAAAGAAAAUCUUUACAGACCCGUUCAUUUUUUUAUGAUCGUGUUUUUUAACAAAUUGACGAAAUGACUAUGCAAUCUAUUCGAGUGCGACAGUUCUUUCCUCUCUCUUGAAACGUGUCACGAUUUUUCUGCCACUUGAUGUUUUUUUUUUUCCAUCUUCAAAAGUGUCCAUAAAUAAAAAUGCCAAUCGAGGCCAGUUGCAAAAAAAGAAAAGAAAAUCGCGUGCGUGACUCGAGAAAUUUUAGGAAAUCCCACGAGACUUGCGUCAUAGUUGGAAUUAAGAUCGGGUCAAGCCGUCAACGAAAAUCCAGAUGUAUACGUACGUACAACUCUCGUCAAAGGUAC